Pelobates fuscus (common spadefoot toad) is the source of this 4481-nucleotide messenger RNA. It is a transcript of the gene NEXMIF, whose product is annotated as neurite extension and migration factor. Bases 111 to 4481 code for a protein of 1456 amino acids. NCBI's taxonomy places the organism in Eukaryota, Metazoa, Chordata, Amphibia, Anura, Pelobatidae. Gene Ontology annotation, cellular component: nucleus. The record is from RefSeq and is a predicted model, not a curated record. The transcript is spliced from 4 exons. Gene Ontology annotation, biological process: negative regulation of cell-matrix adhesion; negative regulation of neuron migration; negative regulation of cell-cell adhesion mediated by cadherin.
CCUAGACUCGUCUCAAGUUCUACUCCUGAAUGAAAAGUGUUCUUCUCUUGUCGUUUGAAAUGUUGGGAGGGUCUACAGUCCACACUAAGGCAAGAUAGACGUAUUUUCGCAUGGGUCCUCUUGGCAACAGGCUGGACACACGCGGUGAGGUAUGGAGUGAGCAUCACAACGAUAAAUUAAUGGACGGCCAGGAAGAAAAAGACUCUCUUGCACAAGGAGCCAGCAACCUUCUUAUUAAUGGGAUUAAUGGAAAUGAGCCUCAUGAUCCCGAGGAUGAUGUGAAGUCCUAUGAUGCUGCAGAUGCUGUUGUCACAUUUCCAGCCUUAACGCAGAAGGAAAUACACGCCUGUCACAGGACAUUGCCAUCUAUCACUUCCAAGGAAACUUGUUUACUAAGCCCUCCCUCUCCUCUGAGGCUCUCAGAUGCAGCGGAACAUGUUAUCAGUGACCCUUCUGCUCAGGCCAUAUCUUUGACAACCUGUAUCACCAAGGGUCUAAGUUCCUGGUCAUUACCAAGUGACAACGAAAAAGCACCAUUUACCAUCAUGGAGUCAGGGGCCAUGUCUGCUUUAACUGGCGACUGCUUGAUGCAACAGAGUCGGACCUGUUUAGGCUGUUUUAUAGAAUCGAAAGAUGGCGUAGACUCUGAACCUGGUAUCAGUCUGAAAAUUGGAGAUAUAAACAGGGACUUUGACACAUGCCCAGUGUCUGACAUUGGAAUUCACUGUAUGAGCACAGGAGACAGUCUCAAAUAUGGUGAUCAGCUUCUUUCUGAUCAGCUACUCAGCUUUCCUGUCCAUAAAUCCCAAGAGGUGGACAAAAGGGACCCAAGUAAAUCAGAUAGUGACUCAGAGGAUCCCACACAAAAGAAUUAUUAUGAGGGACUGCUGCUGGACAAAUGCAAUGGUGAUGAGGCAUUGCUCUCUAACCCAAACCAGGAAUGGGGCUACUUUGAGUCAUUCAUUAGUGAGAGUAAGAUUGAGCUUUUAGACUUGUGCUCCAAGAAUGAGCUGUCCGUUAACUUGUUUUCAGAGGAAGAUGUAGACAAUUACAUGUUUGAUGAUGAUGACUCUACACUUGGAAGUGAUGUUUGCUCUUUAAAGAUCAGGUAUGAAUCAUUUCAAGAUAAUGUGAGGGAGAAGACAAAUGCUCUGCAGGAGGAUGCCCAGUUUAACUUCUUCCCUAGUGUUUUCACCAACUGCAACAAAAGAGAGGGCAAAAGUUCAAAGAAAAGGGUGGUUGACCCUUCCCAGUUUAAACUUGAAGAAGGUGGAAUUUGGGAAGAUGAUGAUGACGAUGAAGAGGAUGAGGAAGACGGUGAGGAUGUUAAAUCUGGCCUUAGUAAAACUAGCAUGGACGUUGUGCAGUAUAUCAGCACCAAAAGAAGCCACUUUCUGGAUUCAGUCAACUCAGCUGAGGAUUCUGGAGAAUAUAGUGAUGACAGCUCAUGCAGUGAAUCUUCAUAUGAUGUACUGGGAGACAUCAAGGACUGCACUAGAUUCUUGUCCCGUGAGCACUCUCAUUCGCUUAUACAACCUAACUAUGGUCUGAGGGUUAAGAGGAAAGUCCGGUAUAGUGAUGACUACUUGUAUGACAUGGAUUCCCUUGAGAAUGAGAAAGUUGUAGAGAAAAAGGAGGGAGCUCCCGAUGGGCCAAAAGAAGAAGAUGAUGAUGACUGGUGCCCCAAAAAAAGGAGGAAAGUUUGCAGAAAGGAGCCUCCUGUGAUCAUAAAGUAUAUAAUCAUCAACAGGUUCAAAGGAGAGAAACAUAUGCUGGUAAAACUAGGAAAACUUGAUGCUAAUGAGACAACGGUUACUUUGAGUGAUGACCAGAUGGGAAAAUACCAAAAGCUUGCUCCUCUGAAGGACUACUGGGAGGAGAGACAGAGAAACAAAUCAGCCCUGUGUGCAAAAAGGAAUCAAGAUGGCUCAGAAAAUGCUAUCCCACCCAGAAAAAGAAAAGGUCAGUUAGCAAACCGACACAGGUUACAGAGGAUACAAACGAUUGAGCAACCUGUGAGCAGGGAAAUCCUCUCUUCAUAUGACCACCGGCAAGCAUGCAGCAGCAAAGACGAUGGUGGUCUUCGCGACUUGCACUCAUUGGCCAUAGAAAGCCCAAGUUGUGUGAAUGGAUUGCAUUUAAGUAACAUAGCAGAUAUCACAUCUGUGAAAUGCAGAUCCUUAGAGAGGGAACUUAAAGACCCAGAUCGAAAAGUGAUAAGGAGGAUUAAAUUUAAAAGUGAAGCCAGGCUGAAAUGCAAACAGAUCAAACUGGAGCAAGUACAAGAUAUUAGCACUCCAGAUACAGCUGAUGUUUUCCCUGUCGUAGAGAACCAGGACUCUGUAGCUCUUUUGAAAGAAGAAACCAUUCAUAUUGCGUCAGACAGUUCUAAUCUAUCUCAAUGCCAUUCUGAUGAUAAUGCUAAAAAUUCCUCUUUUCUACAAACCACCUGCUCUCCCAGCAAGCCAGUACCAUCUGCUCACAUCACUACCAAUGUACCCGUUCUCCCUGGAGGGUAUCUACAGACACUCUUAGAUGCAUCAGAUUCAUCUAGUAGCACUGGCAUUACAUACUUUGCCCCUCAUCCCUUAGGGCAGCAGUCAGUCAACAUUAUUCAGACAGACAAACAGUUCAGUUCCUUGCAACUUGCGCAGAGCUGCGUGCUCUCUCCUCCUUCUGAGUCUGAGCUGCAACAGUCACCCCAUCAUUUAGAUAUGGAGCAGAGCUUCCAAGACAUAUGGCAUGGCAAGCCUCCUAGCACUCCGGCUGAGUUCAUUGCAAACCUUAGGGAAGUGUCGAUCAUAUCAGGGGAGUUUGUCGGCUCUGCAGCUGUAUCAGACACAGACAUCGCAGCCUCUGGAUACAGUCAAGUUCAUCCAAACAGCGGCAAACAGCUGUACCACAAAGCAUAUCUGCAAGAGGGCCAAAUUCAGCAGGAUGACACUUAUCAGCCUUGUCAUUAUAAUAGUGGAGAAGGGCGCUUCACUUUACAGAGAGGCACACUUAGCACAGACAAUGGAAGGCUUAUUAGUUUUGACUCAGUAGGUUCAUUGUCGGUUACCUCUAGUAAUUACAGCUCCUUAAGCAUGAAGUCUUGUGAAAAGGAUGGUGAAGAUGAAAUAAAUGAUGAUUUCUUGGCCCAUUGCAGCCCGAAGCUUGUAAUUCAGCAGAGUAUUGAUGAAAUCACGCCGUUAAAGGAAUCUACAGACCUUCUUGACAUAUCCAACUUCACCCCUGAUAAAUUCCGUCACUCAUCCCUUUCAGAAAUGUCCCCUCCAGACACACCUAACCUCUCCCCUCAGAUUGCAGGCUCUGAAGCAAAGUCCGUAGCAAACCUAAAAGCAUUCCAGAAUGGUACCCAGGUGGUGCUCAAUGGCUCAGAAAAGGUUAAGUGGAACUGCACUGUGCUUCCCUCACAGGAGUCUGCCAAUAAUGGGUUUGCACUAAAUAAUCACCAAUUUCAGUUCCACAUGUUCAACGAUGAGGAUUCAGUGAAUGUCAUGGAGAAAGGCCCCUGCCUACCGGGAUAUGAUGAAUCAGGGGGUUCUGUUCAAACCAACGGUAAGCCAUCGAAGUCUAAAAAGAAAUCAACAGCCAGCAGAAAUACAGGUACCAACCAAAGCUCUCCUCCAAAAACCAACAAGAAGAAAGCCCCCAAAGCUAACAAGGGAGUAGACAAAACACAAACAAAGGCUUCACGACAGCCAGGCCCCAAGUCAUCUAAGAAAGGCAAAAAUGCAAACAAUGAUAAAACCCAAAGUGCUGGCAGUCAAUCUGGACAAUUAAACAGUGCAAUUCCUUCUAAUGAGGCUCUAACUGAUUGCAUGCCACAUUAUGGACCAAGCUCCUCCAAGACAGGGAAAAAUGCUCCUGGGGUAGGUGAGUGGACGCUUGAUAAAGGUAACAAUGCUGCGUGGCCUGAUCCUGGAACAUGCAGUGGCAACAAUCUCCUCGAUGAUGAUCAAAGGGAAUUUGAGGAACCUUCUAACAUUCUGUCUAAUAUUGCAUCUGGCAUGGCUGAUGUUCAGAGGUUCAUGAUGGCCUCCAUGGAGCCUUUUUAUAAUCCGGUAAGUCAUGCCAACAUUUCUGAUAUUGUGGUGUCUCCAGAAUCAAACAGCUUAAAAUUGAAAACACUUAAAAUCUUAGCUGGAACCCCCCAGGAUUUUAAGAAAAAGGUCAAUGGCAGCUCCCCUGGGGGCUCUAAGAAAACCACAAACAAGGGCUCAGGUAAGAACAACACUAAGUUUGGAGUGUUUGACCCCAGCUGCCCAUUAGGUUACGGAGCGAAUCUUCACUCAGCCUUUUUUGAUAAAAACUUUGGAAACCUAAGUAUUUUAGCCAAUAAUGUACCUACUCACAAAAAGCUAUAUCGUCAUAAAUCAACGUCAAAAUCUCUGCGGGAUGAAAACUGUAAGGGGAAAAGAAUAGACCAAGCUCACAAGGAACCAUCGGUCACAGUUGCAUUCGAAAAACUGAGGUAA